Branchiostoma floridae (Florida lancelet) is the source of this 447-nucleotide messenger RNA. RefSeq lists its product as uncharacterized. Gene Ontology annotation, cellular component: cilium. Gene Ontology annotation, biological process: outer dynein arm assembly; cilium movement. The record is from RefSeq and is a predicted model, not a curated record. The transcript is spliced from 3 exons. The coding region runs from base 94 to 432 and encodes 112 amino acids. NCBI's taxonomy places the organism in Eukaryota, Metazoa, Chordata, Leptocardii, Amphioxiformes, Branchiostomatidae.
CGAUCGUUGUCGGUUUAAUCUAUAUAUAUUUUUCAGCGGGACGAGGAGGUGAUCCACAAGGUGUUUCUGGAGCGUAAGACUACCCGACUGGCCAUGCUCAGGAACACCGCUAAGAAAGCCAUUGACCUGAUGGACCAGAAGGGUUGUGAGGAGGCGAAGCGGUACAACGCCAUGCAGCACCAGCGGAGCAUGUGCGAACUGCGCCUGCGCGACCUGCAGACCCUGCUGGACUCCAUGGAGCUGGCGGGGUCAAAGGGACCCAAGGACAUCGAACAGGAACAGGUGAUCCGACAGCUGGAGAACCGGAUCGACAAGAUGCGGAUCCGGAUCAACACCGCCAAGAACAUCCGCCACACGUACGAGGAGAUCAUGCACUAUCUUAAGGAGGUAGGAACUAGUUCACAUGUUCCGCGUUCCGACUUGGUUGGAUGAACACUCAAGAAAUUU